CCCAGUCAUUUGCGGUAAAGCUGUGUUUUACGAUACUUCUAAAUGUCAAGAAGGCAGCACAGGUCCACCCGGUUGUGCUGUGAUAUUGAGAGAGGUCAUACAUCUUCGACAAAACAAACCAGGAAAGCCAGGAUGUCUGAAGAGCUGUCUCUCAACAUAAACAUCAAAGAGCCAAGAUGGGACCAAGGAACAUUUAUGGGGCGUGCCAAGCAUUUCUUCAUGGUCACAGAUCCCAGGAAUGUCCUGCUGUCCUCUGAGACUCUGGAGGACGCCAGAGUGACCAUGGAGAACUACAGAGCCGGGGUUGUGAAGCCUGGCCUGACGGAGGAUGAGCUCUGGAGAGCCAAGUACAUUUAUGACUCCGCCUUUCACCCCGACACAGGGGAGAAGAUGUUUGUGAUUGGCCGGAUGUCCGCUCAGGUGCCAAUGAACAUGUCCAUCACAGGCAGCAUGCUCACCUUCUACAGGACUACUCCAGCAGUGGUGUUCUGGCAGUGGGUUAAUCAGUCCUUCAACGCUGUCGUCAACUACACCAACCGCAGUGGGGAUGCCCCCAUGACCGUGAAUCAGCUUGGUGCAGCCUACGUCAGUGCUACUACUGGAGCUGUAGUUACUGCCCUGGGACUCAAAUCUCUAGCUACGCGUCUCCCUCCAAUCAUGAGCCGGUUUGUCCCCUUUGCUGCUGUUGCUGCUGCUAACUGUAUCAACAUUCCCUUUAUGAGACAGAGGGAGUUGAAGUACGGGAUCCCUGUGAUGGAUGAGAAUGGAAACAGAUUAGGAGAGUCGCCCAAUGCUGCCAAGCAGGCCAUCAUACAGGUGGUGGUGUCAAGGAUCGGCAUGGCAGUGCCAGCUAUGGCCAUUCCCCCUGUCAUAAUGAAUGCUCUGGAGAAGAAAGCUUUCAUGAAGCGGUUCCCAGUUCUAAAUGCUCCAAUCCAGGUGGGGCUCGUCGGUCUGUGCCUGGUGUUUGCAACUCCUCUGUGCUGCGCCCUUUUCCCGCAGAAAAGCUCUAUGAGUGUGAGCGGGCUGGAAGCAGAUCUGCAGGAGAGGAUACGACAAACCAAUCCCAACACCUCCACAGUCUACUUCAACAAGGGCCUGUAGGACCAGCCAACACAUCUCCAUGCACACACACAAGACAUGCAGACAACUACACAUACGUCUGUUGUCCUGUGGGCACAAGUGGGAUGGCAAUACAAAAUGUAUUUAUGUUGUUGUUUUGUGUGUAAUGCUGCAUUUAUUUGUUUAUUUGACUGCGUGGAGCUGCUCCAUUUUAACAGCAGAGAGUUAGGGCGUUGGUUGCUGAUUAACUGAAAGGCAAACAAAAUCUUUUUUUUAAAAGGAGGAUCACUGACAGUUCUCUCUGAACAUAGAUGGCACUUCUUAGAAUAGAAAAACUGACUCCUGAUUUUUUUCUAUUGUGUAGUGUGUUUUCUGUCUUCCUUUAGUCAGAGCAGUCUAGAAUGGGGCAGUUCAUGAAAGUACUGAUUUGUGUUUCACUCACCAAUAGGUCAUGUUGCAUUCGGGUUCACGCGAGUUUGAAGCCCUUAAGUAAA
This is a messenger RNA of Etheostoma cragini (Arkansas darter), 1553 nucleotides long. It is a transcript of the gene sfxn3, whose product is annotated as sideroflexin 3. The record is from RefSeq and is a predicted model, not a curated record. The transcript is spliced from 11 exons. Gene Ontology annotation, biological process: serine import into mitochondrion; monoatomic ion transport. Gene Ontology annotation, molecular function: monoatomic ion transmembrane transporter activity. Lineage: Eukaryota; Metazoa; Chordata; Actinopteri; Perciformes; Percidae. Gene Ontology annotation, cellular component: mitochondrial inner membrane. Bases 43 to 1101 code for a protein of 352 amino acids.